This is a messenger RNA of Impatiens glandulifera, 931 nucleotides long. RefSeq names its product ADP-ribosylation factor-like protein 2. Gene Ontology annotation, cellular component: microtubule cytoskeleton; cytoplasm. The coding region runs from base 207 to 764 and encodes 185 amino acids. Lineage: Eukaryota; Viridiplantae; Streptophyta; Magnoliopsida; Ericales; Balsaminaceae. Gene Ontology annotation, biological process: protein folding. The transcript has 5 exons. Gene Ontology annotation, molecular function: GTPase activity; GTP binding. The record is from RefSeq and is a predicted model, not a curated record.
AUCUUCAUCAGCUGUUCUUCGUUAGAGAAAAACAGAGGGACAGGAUUGGACACGUCCACCCUAGGAAACCCUCCAGACCAUCUUGUUUCUUUUCUCAGACCUAAUUGAUUCCUACCCAUUUCCCCUUCGAAAGCUGCGACGAACAGGGGUACCCCACUUAGAGUUUCACCGAUCUGACCUAUUUUUCAAGCUACAGGUUGCAUAAAAUGGGUCUUCUUAGUAUAAUCAGAAAGAUCAAGAGAAAAGAGAAAGAAAUGCGGAUACUCAUGGUUGGCCUUGAUAACUCUGGAAAGACAACUAUUGUCCUUAAAAUCAAUGGGGAAGACACCAGUGUCAUCAGCCCCACACUUGGUUUCAACAUCAAAACCAUCACUUAUGAUAAAUAUACCCUUAAUAUAUGGGAUGUUGGAGGGCAGAAGACAAUAAGAUCUUACUGGAGGAAUUACUUUGAGCAGACAGAUGGCUUAGUAUGGGUUAUUGAUAGUUCUGAUGUAAGACGACUAGAUGACUGCAAAUUUGAGUUGCAUAAUCUGCUCAAGGAAGAGAGAUUAUCGGGAUCAUCACUUCUAAUUUUUGCCAAUAAACAAGAUAUUCGAGGAGCUCUUUCACCCGAUGAGAUAGCCAAGGUGCUUGACCUGAAAGCAAUGGAUAAGAGCCGACAUUGGAAGAUUGUAGGCUGUAGUGCAUACACAGGGGAAGGACUUCUUGAGGGCUUUGAUUGGCUUGUUCAAGACGUGGCCUCGCGUAUCUAUUUGCUUGACUGACUGUAAGCCAUUCUCUUCCAACUCUCCAGGUUUGUCAUGUUUUAUUUCAGAGUUACUUUCUGGAAUAUUUUCAGACAUGGUUAUGUAGCAACAACAUAUUUUUAUUUCCUUUCUUAUUCUAGUGGUAUGAUAUUUGGUUUCAUUUUAGAAUAAAUAUUAUUUUAUGA